AUGGAGAUUGAGUAUUACAGUUUAAGGAUUUUUGUAAAUCAUAUGCAAUAUUUCAACAUUACUCAUCCGUCCGCAAUUUUCCUAUUAAGAAUCUAUGAUGACGACCAACAUGAAAAGACUUUUGGCGUCUGUUGUGCCAGACAAUCAUACAAACGAGAUGUUUGUAAGGAGAAGCAACACACAAUCAACUCCCUCAAAGUUGAUUUGGGGAGAUUAUUGGCGGUAGUAGAGGGUAUUGUGCUUGAAGGCAAUGUAGUAUGA
Molecule: messenger RNA, 261 nt
Organism: Clunio marinus
Lineage: Eukaryota; Metazoa; Arthropoda; Insecta; Diptera; Chironomidae
Source: the annotation of a GenBank genome assembly